Neomonachus schauinslandi (Hawaiian monk seal) is the source of this 912-nucleotide messenger RNA. It is a transcript of the gene TMEM38A, whose product is annotated as transmembrane protein 38A. Gene Ontology annotation, cellular component: membrane. Gene Ontology annotation, biological process: potassium ion transmembrane transport. Gene Ontology annotation, molecular function: identical protein binding; potassium channel activity. NCBI's taxonomy places the organism in Eukaryota, Metazoa, Chordata, Mammalia, Carnivora, Phocidae. The record is from RefSeq and is a predicted model, not a curated record.
AUGGACCUGCUCUCGGCGCUGAGCCUAGGCGAGCUGGCGCUCAGCUUCUCGCGGGUGCCGCUCUUCCCCGUCUUCGACCUCAGCUACUUCAUCGUCUCCAUUCUCUACCUCAAGUAUGAGCCAGGAGCAGUUGAGCUGUCCCAGCGCCAUCCCAUGGCAUCCUGGCUGUGUGCCAUGCUGCACUGCUUUGGGAGUUACAUCUUGGCUGAUCUGCUCCUCGGUGAGCCCCUGAUCGACUACUUCAGCAACAAUUCCAGCGUCCUGCUGGCCACAGCUGUCUGGUACUUGAUUUUCUUCUGCCCCCUGGACCUCUUUUACAAGUGUGUCUGCUUCCUGCCUGUGAAACUUAUAUUCGUGGCCAUGAAGGAGGUAGUGAGAGUCCGAAAGAUCGCCGUGGGCAUCCAUCAUGCCCAUCAUCACUACCACCACGGGUGGUUCGUCAUGAUUGCCACCGGCUGGGUCAAAGGCUCUGGCGUCGCCCUCAUGUCCAACGUUGAGCAGCUGCUCCGAGGGGUCUGGAAGCCAGAGACCAAUGAGAUCCUGCACAUGUCCUUCCCCACGAAGGCCAGCCUGUACGGAGCCAUACUCUUCACCCUCCAGCAGACCCGCUGGCUCCCGGUAUCCAAAGCCAGCCUCAUCUUCAUCUUCACCAUGUUCAUGGUCUCCUGUAAGGUGUUCCUGACGGCCACUCACUCCCACAGCUCCCUUUUUGAUGUUCUGGAGGGCUACAUCUGCCCUGUGCUGUUUGGGACCACCUGGGGGGGCAACUAUCACCAUGACAACCACGGUGGGUCCCAUGGCGGGUCCCAUGGCGGCGGUGGGCCCGGCUCGCCACACUCAGCCCUGCCUGCUAAGUCCAAGGAGGAGCUGAGUGAGAGCUCCAGGAAGAAGAAGACCAAGAAGGCAGAUUAG